ACCUCCGCCACACGAACCCUCUUCCAUUCCAAGAAUCAUACUAGAUCCAACAGUAACAAACAACACCACCACAACAAACACAAUCAUGGCGGUCCGCGCAUCUUUCGAGAACUCCAAUGAAGUCGGCGUCUUCUCCACCCUCACAAACUCCUACGCCCUCGUCGCCGUCGGCGCCUCCGAAAACUUCUACUCCAUCUUCGAAGCCGAGCUCCAAGACGUAAUCCCCAUCUGCCACUGCACCAUCGCCGGCACCCGCAUCAUCGGGCGCCUCACAGCCGGCAACAAAAACGGCCUCCUCGUCCCGACCUCGACCACCGACCAAGAACUGCAACAUCUCCGCAACUCCAUCCCCGACAGCGUCAAGAUCCAAAGAAUAGAAGAGCGCCUCUCCGCGCUGGGAAACGUCAUCUGCGCAAACGACCAUGUCGCGCUGGUACAUCCUGAUUUGGAGAGGGAGAGCGAAGAGAUCAUUGCGGACGUGCUGGGCGUGGAGGUGUUCCGACAGACGAUUGCGGAUAAUGUGUUGACGGGGUCGUACAUGUCUCUCUCAAACCAGGGCGGGAUUGUGCACCCGAAGACGUCGAUUCAAGAUCAGGAUGAGCUGUCGAGUUUACUGCAGGUGCCGCUCGUGGCAGGCAGUGUGAAUCGUGGUAGCCCGGUCGUUGGUGCGGGCAUGGUGGUCAACGACUGGAUGGCUGUGACGGGACUGGAUACCACCGCGACGGAGCUGAGCGUUAUCGAGAGCGUCUUCAAGCUGGGAGAGGGCAUGGGACCGAGCUCGAUCAAUACGACGAACAAGGAGACUAUGGUGGAGUCAUUCUACUGA
Molecule: messenger RNA, 826 nt
Organism: Zymoseptoria tritici IPO323
Lineage: Eukaryota; Fungi; Ascomycota; Dothideomycetes; Mycosphaerellales; Mycosphaerellaceae
Product: eukaryotic translation initiation factor 6
Exons: 2
Coding region: 86-826 (246 amino acids)
Biological process (GO): ribosomal subunit export from nucleus; maturation of LSU-rRNA; cytosolic ribosome assembly
Cellular component (GO): preribosome, large subunit precursor; nucleolus; cytosol
Molecular function (GO): ribosomal large subunit binding
Source: RefSeq, a predicted model, not a curated record